This is a messenger RNA of Bombus terrestris (buff-tailed bumblebee), 3354 nucleotides long. RefSeq names its product cilia- and flagella-associated protein 58. Bases 429 to 3116 code for a protein of 895 amino acids. The record is from RefSeq and is a predicted model, not a curated record. The transcript has 11 exons. NCBI's taxonomy places the organism in Eukaryota, Metazoa, Arthropoda, Insecta, Hymenoptera, Apidae. Gene Ontology annotation, cellular component: cytoskeleton.
UAUCGCCGUAUCUGUAAAGGAAUUAGAGGCUACCAAAGGCUACCAUGGAUACUAGUCAACAAAGGAAAUUAUGGUACUGGAUUCCUUGGAUAGGACAUUUUUCAUCUUGCAUCGUUCACUACACAGUGGAAUUUGUGCAGUAGUAUAGUACACAUAAAUCUUCGUUCAGUCGUGAUCCUGGUUUAGCAGAUACAGCAUACCCUGUAUACUUAACUUUCCUUACCUUCUUAUAUCAUCGUUUUUCAUCUUAAUCAUACUUGCGAUUUUUAAUAGCAGAAGACAAUUCUCGUGUACAUAGUUUACAUUUCAUGCAUAAUAAUAAAUUUUAAAUUUGAUUUUAAUUAAUUUUGGUUAAACUUUGGUGCAACGCCUACUGUGAAGGGGAUAAAUCUCGCUUGAAAUAAGUCAGAAUAUUUUUUGCUGUCAUCAUGAUGGACAUGGAGAUGAACGCUGGCUUAGACGAUGAGGGGAGCGAGAGUAGCGAAUCUGCAUCAGAGGGUAGCUCGGCCAGCAGCACGUUUUGCGAUCUCGAGAAGGAUUACUCGAAGGUAUUACAAGAGAUGAAAUCUAAUGAGGCAUUGGCUCCUUUCAUGGCAGAAUAUACUAAACUUUACGAGUCUCUGUACAAAGCUUACAGAACAGAGAAAGACUUAACGGAGAGGUGUAAUACGUUAAGGGAAGAACUAUUUACAAGCGAUCAUAAAGUGUACGAGUUAACGCAUACAAUUUCUACGAACGAAAAGGAGAUCGAAAAGCUGAAGCAAGAUGUAUUGAACGCGAUAAAGCGAGCGGAUGCCGCUCACACACGCGAGCAAAAUGCGCAAGACACAAUUGAAAAUUUGCGAGUGAACGUACAGCAAUUGAGUCAGGAAAUUGCGCAGAAGAACAGACAGUUGGCCGCCACUGAAGACACGAGCAUCGCGAAACAAAAGGAGAGUCUCGCACAAGAAAAGGAGAAGCUGGUGAGCGAAAUAAACACAUUAAAGCAACGACUGAAGAACAUGGCUUUGUACAUAGAGGAACUGGAGGAUAGAAGUAGCUCUGCCGGGCAUCAAAUAGCCGAGAUGCAAGAAAAUCUAGAUAUACAACUGAACGAAAUCUCCAGAGAGCGACGAGGGAGACAGAGGGCAGAGGAAGAGGCUUUACAGUUGCAAGAAGGACUUGCAAUAAAAACGAGCGAUCUCGAGACGGCAAACGAAUCGAUAAAAGCAGCAGCUGCUAACGUGAUAAAGUUGGAAAGUUUGCUGAAGGAGCAAAGAACAUCCGGCGAAAAAAUGCAAAGGGAAAUAAACAAGUUGUCGGUAAAGAAGUUGAACCUCGAAUCGGAUCUCGAGAACGCGAAUAACCAAAUAGAAAAUUUGGACAAGGAAGUGUUGGAGAAGGACAAGCAAUUGAAAGAUUGGAAGCAGAGCAUAAACAGGAUGAGAGAGGAAGUCUCGAAGCACAAGUCUCAGAAAGAAUCAAUAUCGAAGCGAUGGCAGAAAAUUGAAAUCGAGAGAUCAACCCUGGAGCAACAGCUGAAGCACACAUCGGCGAAAUCAAAGAAUGCAGAGCAUCAGAAGAUGAUAUGCCAGAAACAGCUAGUCGACAAGCAGCAAGAAUUGGAGGUUCAUAUACGCGAGAAGAAUGUCUUGGCUCGUACCAAGGAGAAUUUAGGCGACUAUAUUAGGAGAAUGCAACACGAGCUGAUGGUGUGCGAGUACAGUAGAAGGAAAAUUGAACACGAGCUUGACACUUCGUUGCGGGAUAUUAUGGACGUUCACUCGCUCUUAAGCGCAGUGGAGAAAGAAAGGGAUAAGCAUAGCUUGACCGCUCAGAAUUUGGCACAACAGGUGGAGGAAUACAUAAGCGAGGUGAAACUGAAGCAAGUCGAGAUCUCGAACUACAAGAAGCGGCUAGCUGAAGCCGAGGCAAAGUACCGACAGCAGCAGAAUAUGUUCGAGACUGUUCGGGCUGAGAGAAACGCAUGUGGCAAAAGCCUGACAGAAGCGCACGACGAGAUACAGGAGUUGAAGAACAAAUUAAAAGUGUUAAGCCACCAAAUUGAGCAGCUGAAAGAGGACAUCGUCACCAAGGAGAGCCAACUAAUCAAAGAGGAGUUCAUGCGCAAUAAAGUAGAAAAGGAAAGAGAAGGGUUGAGGGUCGAGCUGCAAACCAGCCGCAGGGAGAUGUCGGAGCUGAAACAUGAGAUCGAGUCGAUGAAGCAGGAGGAAAAGAGCUUGAGGCAAGUGAUACAGCGCGCCGAAUCGGAUAUUGCACGACAUAAGAAGGAUAUCGACAAUAUAAUGAAUGAGAGGGACAUGUUGGGCACGCAACUGGUCCGAAGAAAUGACGAGCUGAGUCUUCAGUAUAGCAGAAUAAAGGUUUUACAUGGAACUCUUCAACGAGGAGAGGUUCAGUAUAAUCAAAGGCUGGAGGAUAUUAGGCUGUUGAAGUUGGAGGUGAAGAAGCUAAGGACAGAGAAGACUCUGCUGAUAAAGAAUAUUCAGAACAUGAGCGAUCUACGUAAAGAAGUGUUUCAUUUGAAUCACGACUUGACAAGAGAGAGAUUGAAAGUGAUGGCAUUAGAGGAGGAAGUGCAAACGCCGUUGAACAUUCACAGAUGGAGGAAACUUGAGGGUUCCGAUCCAAGUACCUACGAACUUUUGAAGAAGAUACAAAUUCUGCAAAAACGAAUGAUAAAAAUGGCAGCUGACAUGAUCGAGAAGGAGAAGAAAGUAAAAGACACCGAGAAACUGUAUAUGAAUUUACGUGAAAUUCUGUCGAAGCAUCCUGGACCUCAGGUCAUGGUUUCUCUCAAUAAAACUCAAAAAGCAUUGCGCGAGAGAGGGAAAAAAGUGAAGUGUCUACUAGCUGAGUUGAGCAUGUACGAGGUUCAAAUGGGCGAAUACAGGAUAGGCAUGGAUAGGAUGAGCAUCGAGAUGAACGAUUUGAAAAAGAAAUACUUCAUACAAAAGAAGAAAUUACACAUAUCGAAAGAAUCGAAACCGAAAUCUUUGUCUCAGCCUGUUUUCCCAGCUAUAAGUCAAAGUCAAAAGAAAUUCUGCGGGGGCGGCUUUAACAUGGCAACACCAACACCUAGAAAUUGUUUCGUCGUGGACUCUGAGUGCAGAUGAAUUUGUGUCGUUCGCCAAAAAGCUAUCAGAGAAAGUGCAGCUCAGUCUGUUUGUUGAGACGACAAUGCGACGUGACAGUGUAAUGAAAAUAUAACAGUACAGUUUGCAGGAUUUCUCUGUGUGCUUUUUCGUCUGCGAAACUCUUUUUGUUCACGAACUUCGUUUUUCUCUCUUGGUUCUCUUUAGAAUUUCCGUCAAUAUUUACAAACUGUGGGGAAACGUCGCGUCGUUGCGACGA